Molecule: messenger RNA, 1396 nt
Organism: Manacus vitellinus (golden-collared manakin)
Lineage: Eukaryota; Metazoa; Chordata; Aves; Passeriformes; Pipridae
Product: homeobox protein Nkx-6.2
Biological process (GO): cell differentiation; regulation of transcription by RNA polymerase II
Cellular component (GO): nucleus
Molecular function (GO): DNA-binding transcription factor activity, RNA polymerase II-specific; RNA polymerase II cis-regulatory region sequence-specific DNA binding
Source: RefSeq, a predicted model, not a curated record
AGAUGUUAGCGGUGGGGCAGAUGGAUGCUAAUCGCCAGAGUGCGUUCGUCCUCAGCAGUGCGCCGCUGGCCGCGCUGCACAACAUGGCCGAGAUGAAGACCUCCCUCUUCCCCUACGCCCUGCAGAACCCCUCCGGCUUCAAGGCGCCGGCCCUGGGCGGACUCAACACGCAGCUCCCCUUGGGGACACCGCACGGAAUAAGCGACAUCCUGGGGCGGCCCGUGGGCAGCGCCAGCAACCUGCUGGGUGGGCUGCCCCGCAUCAACGGGCUGGCGGCCUCGGCCGGGGUUUACUUUCAGGGCCCCCGGCCGCCGUCUCCCGCGUACCCGAAACCCCUGGCGGAGCUGCCGGGGCGGGCCGCCCAUUUUUCUGUGCCGGAGUGGCUGCAAGGCUCUCCCUGAGAGACCCCAAAACGGCUCGCGGGGCCCGCUCAGACAGGGAUGGUUUUGGACAAGGACGGCAAGAAGAAACACUCUCGACCGACUUUCUCUGGGCAGCAGAUAUUUGCAUUAGAGAAAACCUUCGAACAGACGAAAUACUUGGCAGGACCGGAGCGCGCUCGGCUCGCCUACUCCCUGGGGAUGACCGAGAGCCAGGUGAAGGUGUGGUUCCAGAACAGACGGACCAAGUGGCGGAAGAGACACGCGGCGGAGAUGGCCUCGGCGAAGAAGAAGCACGACUCGGAGACGGAGAAGCUGAAGGAGAGCUCGGACAAUGAGGACGAUGACGAAUACAACAAGCCCCUGGACCCCAACUCAGAUGACGAAAAAAUCACAAGGCUAUUGAAAAAGCACAAAUCCACGAACCUGUCCCUUGUCAGCCCCUGCAGCACCAGCUCGGACACCUUGUGAGGGCAGGAGGCCGAUGGCCGCGAUGGGGCGAGUGUAGCUGGGUGUUUGAAGUGGUGUGUUGUACAGCCUGAGAUGUAUGUGAAAUGUAUAUAUAUUUUUUACAGAAUAAGUUAUGAAAUUAUUUUCUUUCUCAUCGAUGUAAAUUUCAGAGAAAUUUUUCCGACUUUUUGGGUUUUAUUUGUGUCCCUUUAAGAUUCCUGCUCUUUCCUUUAGACUUCCUGCUGGUCUCCUGCACCUAACAAUCAGGUUUUGUUACGUUUUCUAUGGGUCUCCAAAUCCAAGCUCAGCCACGUUGUAUAUAGUAAAUUUCAGAUUUCGUGAUGUAUAUUUCUAGUGUAAAAACGGCAGUUUUCUUUCACUCCUUGUCCCUCAGUGUUUUGGCGGUUUCAUUUCUCCUGCCUCCGGAUUUUAUGCUUAAUAAUACCAAAAACCAAAACAACGCCCAAAAAAAAAAGCACGAGAGAAAAAUGGACACUUGAUUUUACAUUGGGAUCAAAUAAUGUCUCCACACGUGUUGGAAAGACUUUGUAUAAAUCAAUAAAUUA